UACGUAACAUUCCACAAAGGCCAUUUUGACGCCGAAAAACGAGUCUGGCUUGAACUCAGAAGACAAGUAAGACAUUUAAAACAUUUAUCGGAUUUGGGUUUAGCUCUGCCGGCAGGUUGUUUUUCCCUGCAUGCCGAGUGUGUGCUGUCUCAGCUGACCCGCCGGGCUCCGAUGGAGCGGGCUGACCGUGACAGAGGAGGCCGCCUGCUGAAGAACCAGCCGUACGACGAGAGCCUGGAUGUAGCGGACGCCGAGGAGGUACCGAGCGUGUACAGCCCGACUCCCCGCAGCCAGCCCCAGGUGGAGUUCAGGAGGAGUAGCAGGAGGGUUCACAGCCUGAUGUCGGCCCACAGCAGCAGCGACGAGUUUGACGAGGACCACGGGAGGGGGAAGGAGCCGGCAGGGGGGCGGCCAGAGGAGGAAGAAGAGGAUGAUGAUGAUGAAGAUGAUGACGACGACGACGAGGACUCUGAAGAUGACGAAUCGGAGGAGGACAGCAAGCUCCACAAGGCGCCGGAGGGCCUGUAUGAUCCCGCCGACUACGCCAACCUGCCCGUCAGCACCGACAUCAAAGAGCUGUUCCAGUACAUCACACGAUAUACCCCCGAGUCCGUGGAGCUGGAGCACAACCUGAAGCCGUUUAUCCCGGACUUCAUCCCCGCGGUGGGAGACAUCGACGCCUUCCUCAAGGUGCCGAGGCCCGAUGGCAAACCGGACAACCUGGGGCUGCUGUUUCUGGAUGAGCCCAGCGUGAAGCAGUCGGACCCGACGGUGCUGUCGCUGUUUCUGUCGGAGGAGACCAAGCAGCACGGCGCCACCAAGGUGAAGAAGGUGACGAGCAUUGCCAACCCUCAGAGCAACCCGCGGGCGGUGGACAGCUGGGUGGAGAGCAUCAGCGCGCUGCACCGCUCCAAGCCGCCAGCGAGCGUCCAGUACAGCCGACCGAUGCCUGACAUCGACAGCCUGAUGCAGGAGUGGCCAACCGAGCUGGAGGAGCUGCUGGACCGCCUGCAGCUGCCGUCCGCCCGCCUGAACUGUGACCUGCCGCAGUAUGCGGACAUCGUGUGCGGCCUGCUCGACAUCCCCGUCUGCGGCAGCCGCGUCCAGUCCCUGCACCUGCUCUUCAGCCUCUACCUGGAGUUCAGAGACUCACAGCACUUCACGCGCAGAGCUUAGUGGCUGGAAGUACGACAUCCAGAGGGUCACAAAAGUCUGUUCAGGAACUGAAAACUAACCCCAGAUGUGCCAGAUGUUCGACUCUUUUGUGGCUCCUUUAAGAGUUUUUAUUAGCUGAGAACCUGUUGCUCUGCUUUUGUUUAUUUCCUCAGUUUGUUUUCUGUUUGUCCUCUGAAAUAAAAGCCAUGUUCAGGCUCUUUGUAAAAACACAGCUUUCAAGCUUCAUCUAACCUAAGCUUACUUUCACUGCAAACCUGUGCAGUGAAAGUAAGCUUGAUAAACACUGUAAUAAACCAGCCGCUCAGAACAAGGUCACUGUCUGAACAUCUGUAAAGUCCUGAGCCUGCAAAAACAGUCUAUGUUACUCAAAGAUGCCCGUAUAUAUUAUAUGUAAUUAAUAAAGUAAACUCUGUGAGUAUAACCCAGUCAUAGAUUACAUAUUGUUAUAAUUACACAACCUGUGUUCUUUAUACCUGACUGUUAGGACCUUCAAGCCUGUAGUUAUAUUCAUUAUCAGUUAGAGCCCCUUCUCAUUGUUCUUCUUCGUCUUUGGUGCAACCCUAUAAAUACAGUACCCCUUUCUACAAUUCUCCUGUGGAAGAGGUGGGUUCUUUCCAGACCGUGUACAACACGCAUAUAAUUCAUAUUUAGCCACCCUGAUGUUUCUGAUUGCGAUUUUAGUUCAAUUAUUGUCAUCAUUAUGCCUGCUUUUUGUUAGACGCUAUAAAUGUGUAGUAUGUGUGUUCCACAAAUGUGUUUUAGGCGCCAUUAAUGCGAGCACGAAUAGAUAAUUAUGGCUAGCUUGGAUGUUGUGAUGGGUUGAGCUAACCCUUUCCCCCACUGUUUGUAUUUGGUUGUAGGAGCUGGAGCAAGCAAGUUAUUUACUUUGAGGUCUUCCUUUCUUUUACCUUUCUUUGUCAGGUAUGUCGGAUUUUUUGUUUGUGUUUUUUUUCCUUAUGUCAAAUAUGUUCCAUGUAAGUUCGUACUUUAUGUUUAAUGUAAAAAUAAAUGCAGCGCCUUUUCAACAAUUCCCCUGUGGGAGAGGGGCUGGAGCGAGCAAGUUA
Molecule: messenger RNA, 2240 nt
Organism: Pelmatolapia mariae (spotted tilapia)
Lineage: Eukaryota; Metazoa; Chordata; Actinopteri; Cichliformes; Cichlidae
Gene: ift46
Product: intraflagellar transport 46 homolog (Chlamydomonas)
Exons: 6
Coding region: 172-1176 (334 amino acids)
Biological process (GO): intraciliary transport; cilium assembly
Cellular component (GO): centrosome; motile cilium; intraciliary transport particle B
Source: RefSeq, a predicted model, not a curated record